AUGAAGAAGUUUUAUAUGAUGCGGGAGUUCAAGGCACGACUGAUCCAACUUGUACCAAACGAUAUAAUAACUUCUAUAUGUGGUAUACAUCCCGUACAUCCCGAAAACCAGGAUGUUGUAGACGAUACAGCCAAGAAAAAACGAAUGGUUUGGAAACUUAAUGCGCGAAUGGCUCAACUGACAUGGAAUGACAUCGGAGAAGCUGUAACACGUGACCAUGAGAGAUUACGAUCCGUUUUACUAAUCAGACUACAAGUCAAGGAAUUGAUGACAUCCAUGACUAAUGAAUAUUACCAGAGAGCUAAGAAAAGGCACCGGAAUGGUAAACGAAGGGUUAGGAGGAUAAUUGCCAACUUAUCACGAAAACGGAAAAGGGAUAGGACCUACCAUCAUCGCGCCAUAGCAUCCAUCGAAGCAAAGUUAAAGACAAUCCAGUAUAAUUCUGAAAUCAGAUUGGGAAGCCAGCCAGAGCAAUCUCAUAGGAUUACCCAAAUUUGUGAUAUCACCGGAAAAAAGCAUAAUUUCGAGUUUAUACGUACAAGUAGGAAUGAUGUAAAAGAAGAUUACAAAAGGAUAAAUGCUAGUAAUCUGGCUGUAACGAAAGAAAUCGAAAAUGAACUGGGAAUUACAGUCAAUGACGGAGAUGGCAACUCGGAUCAAUAG
Molecule: messenger RNA, 663 nt
Organism: Acaulospora morrowiae
Lineage: Eukaryota; Fungi; Glomeromycota; Glomeromycetes; Diversisporales; Acaulosporaceae
Source: the annotation of a GenBank genome assembly